Molecule: messenger RNA, 1753 nt
Organism: Myodes glareolus (Bank vole)
Lineage: Eukaryota; Metazoa; Chordata; Mammalia; Rodentia; Cricetidae
Gene: Ccdc183
Product: coiled-coil domain containing 183
Source: RefSeq, a predicted model, not a curated record
AUGACCUGAAAUUCCAAGGACAAUCUCAACUUAGGCUCAGUUUUGAGCAGGGAGGCUGAGAGGCACACGGGACCCUUGGAGGCCCUUUAGGGCCCACCAUGAGGAUUCACAAUGAAGCAGCUGUAGAAGCGCAAAUACAGGAGCUAAGGACCAUCACUCGGCUCCAGGAACAAUGUCGGGCACUCCAGAUCCAGGGUGUGAAGGAGAAGACGACACAGAACAAGGCUACACUAGGCCUCCUGCGCAGCAACCUCCGUCGAGGGGCCCAGGAGUGGGCUUUGGCUAAGAAGUAUGAUCAGUGGACCAUCUCCAAGGCCUGCGGGAAGGACGUGUCUAUGAGGCUGGCACACCGCCGUAGUUCUAUGGAGGUGGCUCGGGAGAAGCUGCGCAAGUACGUCUUCGACCGUGUGAAUGCACACAACGUACUGAUCCAUCUGGCUCGGCGACGAGGACAGAAGCUGGAGAGCUUGCAGCUGGAACUGGCGAGUCUGCGGAACCAGCCUGAUGCCACUAAAGACGAGCUAAAGCUGCUGCAGAUUAUCCGCCAGCUGGAGAACAAUAUUGAAAAGACCACGCUCAAGAUCACCACCAGCCGGAACAUCCACAUGCUGUACUCAGACCUGCUGGACUACCUUAAGAGGGUGCUGGCGGGCUACCCCACGGAGCUAAACAAGCUUCAGAACCUGGUAACCAACUACUGCUCGGAGCUGUCAGAUAUGACAGUCAUGUCCCAAGAUGCCAUGAUGAUUACUGAUGAGGUCAAGAGGAACAUGAGACAAGGGGAGGCGACCUUCAUCGAGGAGCGAAGGGCACGGGAAAACCGGCUGAACCAGCAAAAGAAGCUUAUUGACAAGAUCCACACCAAGGAGACCAGCGAGAAGUACCGCCGUGGCCGAAGGGACUUGGAUUUCCCCUCCAAUCUGAUGAGUAUGGAUACCAUGAAGGUGAGGAAAAGAGAAACUUCCAUGGCAGAUAUGGAAUACCAGACAGAAGUGACCACUUUGGUAGAGAGGGUCAAAUCCGCUGUACAGUGCUCCCACCUCUGGGACAUAGCGGGCCGCUUCCUGGCUCAGAAGAAUACAGAGGAGAACCUGGAGCUGCAGAUGGAGGAUUGUGAGGAGCGGCGGAUGCAGUUGGAAGCCCUGAUGAAGAAGCUGGAACUGGAAGAGGCACUGCUCAAAUUCCACCAGACACCCAGCUCUGUUGGCUUUAAUUUGAUUGAAAAAAAGAUGAAGAACAUGCUAGAAGAGGAAGAAGCAAGGCUCCAGCUGGCCCACAACAACAUGACCAAGAGCCAGCAGCUGCUGCUGGCCAUCCAGACAGGUAUUGACAACCUCUACAUCCGGCUCAUCGGUAUCAUCUUGCCAGCCACCCAGAAAGAAGUAACAAUAUCUGAUACCCUUGAUGUGUAUGGCAAGCUGGAGUAUUGUGAGGGGAAGCUCAUAUACCUGGCUGAACGCGUGCAAAUGCUGACCAGAAAUGAAGAGGUCGACACAAAGGUGAGGGAUGCCCUGGAAUCAUCAACUCUAAAGGAGAAACAUAAUACCAGGAUUACCUUUGAGGACCAAGAGGAGGACAUGAUAGAAACCUUCCAGUUUGCCGACGUGGACCAUAGCUAUGUCCCUUCGCGGGCCGAGAUAAAGAAACAGGGCCAGCGGUUGAUCGAGGGGAAGCUCAAGGCGUCCAAAAAGAAGAAAAAGUAGCCCUGUCCGGGCUUUAGUACACAAAUAAACAUUUUUCCAUAACUACUCUA